AUGGCACGCCUCAAGCAAGCCGAGGUCGCCCAGGACACUCUACACACCGGCUUACCAGCCAAGCCUAAAGUUGUCCAGCAUCCCCCACUCAAACCCUCACCAGCCAGUCCCCCGCGCCAUGCUCGCAAUCAUCUCCGCCUGUCGCGGUGGGAGGCGGCCGGCCCCUUCCCGGCAGGCAUGCGCGAACAUCCACUCACCGCCUCACCUCUAGCCGCGUUCGGACGCUUCUCUGAUACCGCCGCCUAUACCGACCCAGAACUCGCCUUUGCUCAUGCGACCUACGGAGAAGGUGACUGGCCGAGCGAACUGCCCACCGGCGGGCGCGCGGGAUGGGCAACGUUUGACGACAAGGACGGGGAAGUCGAGGUCGCGUAUCCCGACGUACGAUGGACUCAGCUCCGCGCUGACCAUGGGUGGGCGGCGCUACAAUACUCGGCUCUACUGCGUACACGGAUCACCAUUCCUGGUACUGGUGAGCUCACGCGCGUGCUCGUCGACGCGGCACAGGCCGUCGAGUACGCUUUCGUUGGUUCCUCAGACCAACUAUUGAAAUGGUACGCUGGCGAUAUUUAUGGCUUUGGCGAGACGCCGUCCGGCAGGGCUGGGGCGGAGGGUGGACCAUCCAAUUUCGCUCGUGCGCUCGCUCUGCCUCCAGGCGAGUACGUGCUCUUGGUGCGCGCGUUGUACGAGUGUCGCAUGUUCGGCGACCCGGGAGAGAAGCCACCCACUAUCAAGAUCGGGAUGCGGGUGUUCCUCGACGACACGACCGCACCUGUCUCUCCACUGGCUCCCCCAAACGUAACCAUCGUCCCCGGGCUCAGCGUCGUACCAGACGUCAUGGACAAGUGGGCACUGGGACGCUGGAUAAGCGUUGCCGUGCGCGUACCUCCACUCAACGCUUCCUCUUGCUCCCCGGAGGAGGACCAGGUCGUUGAGGUCAGCGCCGAGGGGUACGGCGACGGCUUUACCUGCAUCUCGAGGGAUAACGUACGCAUCGCACCGGGCCAGACACGAUCUGUGCCGCUCAUGAUGCUCCAGGCCGGACAGUCGAACGCGCGCGAGAUCGAGAUCAUCCUCAGGCUCAUGCAGGGCAAGAAGGAGUGGCGGGUGGAUACCCGCAUACCGCUCAAGCACGUCUCGUCCCGCGAGGGCAAGCCGGUGACAAUGACGGUUCCCGGUUUGUUGCCGGAAAUCCCUCCGGUCGUGUCCACUGCCAUCGUGCUCCCACCCUUCCCCUACUCCAACACCACCAACGCCCCGCCAGUCCUCCUUGCCCUUCACGGUGCUGGCGUACCGACACCUUCGAACGAGUGGAUCGCCGCGAUGCCUCGCCUACCUGGAAUGUGGGCCGUCCUCCCCUCCGGCCGCACCGAAUGGGGUGAGGACUGGCACGGCGGGAGUCUUAGCGAUGCGUGGGCCGCCCGCGUUGCAUUCGCGACUCUGAUCUCGAUCAUGGGCCACAAUUUGUCAAACGACACGGUGCUGAUCGGGCACAGUAACGGCGGCCAAGGCGUGUGGCACAUGGCCGCGCGCUAUCCAGACAAAUUCCGUGGCAUGAUUGCCGUAGCCGGCUACACCAAGAUACAAGACUACGUUCCAUACACCGAGUGCACAAGUGCGCACUACGCCGACCCAGCAUUGCAGGGUAUUCUCUCCGCUGCCCUCGCGCCGUACAACAACGACCUGUACCUGUCCAACCUCGCCAGCAUGCCAGUCCUCGCAGUCCAUGGCGCGGACGACGACAACGUCCCACCUCGCCAUGGGCGCGCCCAGACAGCCAUUCUGUCGGCGUGGCUCGACUCGGCCGCACCAAAGGACGUUCGUUUCGUCGAGGUCCCGAACGUCGGACACGUGUGGGACGGCGUAUUGCGACACCCGGCGAUCCUGGACUUUCUCACCAACCUACCACCGAAGAAAACAGCCGACCAAGUCCGCACAGCCGGAUUCACCCUCGCCACGGCCAAUCCGGACGAGACGGGCCCAAAAGCUGGGAUCCGUAUCGCCGAACUCGCUGUUCCCGGCCGCCUGGCGCGACUUGACGUGAACGCGCGCCAGUGGCGCCGACCAGGGAUGCCGGCCCUCGACUUGCACGGUACGAAUGUGCGUCGUAUCGAUAUCGCGGGCUGGGGCAACGAGGCCAAGUCGCUGGUGUGGUCCAAGGCCGAGCGCGCGUUUGUCGAUCACCCGCCCACCGCUCCACGGAGGUAUGGGCCGAUGCUGCGUCUCCUGGACUCUGCUGGUCCGUUGGUCCUAGUCGUUGGUUCAGGACCAAAAGCGGCCCGCGCGCAAUGCAUUGCGACACGAUACGCCCACGACCUGAGGGUAUAUCAUCGCCUCGACGCAGUGCUAGUAGACGAGGAUGCCGCCCUCCGUGGCGUCGCGGACAGUUCACUGGGCUGGGGCAAUGUGAUUGUCCUUGGCGGGCCAGAACAGAACCAGUUCGCCGCGUGGAUGCUCGCGCAGAAGCACGUCCCUGUGUCGUUCCCUACGCAGGGUGUCAUGACCGUCGAGGGAAGAGUGGUAUGGGAGGAAGGCACAGGUAUCAUCACCCUCCUUCCGCACCCUCUUCUCCGCACCUCGCUCGCCUGCCUCGUUGCUGGUAACGACGAGCUCGGCCUCGAACUUGCCGCGCGCCUACUUCCGCUGCGCACGGGCGUGCCGGUACCCGACUGGGCUAUUGUCUCGCCCAGGAUGCGGUGGCAAGCGGCUGGAGGGCUCGUGGGUGCGGGAUUCUGGGGUGCAGACUGGGGGUGGAACGAGAGCAUGAGCUGGUUUGACCGCGAGUAG
Molecule: messenger RNA, 2787 nt
Organism: Cutaneotrichosporon cavernicola
Lineage: Eukaryota; Fungi; Basidiomycota; Tremellomycetes; Trichosporonales; Trichosporonaceae
Exons: 3
Coding region: 1-2787 (928 amino acids)
Biological process (GO): proteolysis
Molecular function (GO): serine-type peptidase activity
Source: RefSeq, a predicted model, not a curated record